CCGGACCAUGUUCGCCAAAGGCAAAGGCUCGGCGGUGCCCUCGGAUGGGGAGGCGCGGGAAAAGCUAGCUUUGUAUGUCUACGAAUACUUGCUGCACGUAGGAGCACAGAAAUCAGCACAGACCUUUUUAUCAGAGAUCCGAUGGGAAAAAAACAUCACACUAGGAGAGCCUCCUGGGUUUUUACAUUCGUGGUGGUGUGUAUUUUGGGACCUUUACUGUGCAGCUCCUGAAAGGCGAGAUACUUGUGAACACUCAAGUGAAGCAAAAGCCUUUCAUGAUUACAGUGCAGCUGCAGCGCCAAGUCCGGUACUUGGAAACAUUCCUCCAAAUGACGGAAUGCCAGGGGGACCCAUUCCUCCGGGUUUCUUUCAGGGACCGCCUGGCUCUCAGCCCUCGCCACACGCACAGCCUCCACCUCACAACCCCAACAGCAUGAUGGGACCCCACAGUCAGCCUUUUAUGUCACCAAGAUACGCAGGAGGUCCCCGGCCCCCCAUCAGAAUGGGAAACCAGCCUCCAGGGGGUGUUCCUGGUACACAGCCCUUGCUGCCCAACUCAAUGGACCCCACACGACAACAAGGGCAUCCCAACAUGGCAGGGCCAAUGCAAAGAAUGAAUCCUCCACGAGGAAUGGGACCCAUGGGUCCGGGUCCACAGACUGAUCCUUGGUUAUCAUUGCAGAACUAUGGCGGCGGAAUGAGACCUCCACCCAACUCUCUAGGGCCCGGCAUGCCAGGGAUUAACAUGGGUCCAGGAGCUGGUAGACCAUGGCCCAAUCCCAACAGCGCUAACUCCAUUCCAUACUCUUCUUCAUCACCUGGUACAUACGUGGGGCCCCCUGGUGGUGGCGGUCCUCCUGGAACACCCAUCAUGCCUAGCCCUGCAGAUUCGACAAAUUCAAGUGACAACAUCUACACAAUGAUUAAUCCCGUACCGCCUGGAGGCAGUCGGUCGAAUUUCCCAAUGGGACCAGGAUCGGAUGGCCCAAUGGGAGGUAUGGGUGGGAUGGAGCCCCAUCACAUGAACGGCUCAUUAGGGUCAGGAGACAUAGACGGACUUCCAAAAAAUUCUCCAAACAACAUAAGUGGCAUUAGCAAUCCUCCAGGCACUCCACGAGAUGAUGGUGAACUGGGAGGCAACUUCCUCCAUUCCUUCCAAAAUGACAAUUAUUCUCCCAGCAUGACGAUGAGUGUGUGAUUUCCCUCCUCCUUCACCCCACAUCCUCUUCUCCAGGACAAAGAAAAAGUCGGCUGCCAUUUGGAGGAUCUCAAGAAAUUAUGCAAGAAGAGAAGCUAGGUGUGUUUGGCAGGGAGACAUACAGAGCCGGGGACCCACCCCUGAUUUUUGGUUUCAUGCAAUAAAAAGGCUGAACUUUUUAUUCCAUAAAACAAUGAAGGACAAAUCUUUAAAAUAUUUCAAGACAAAACAAGAUCCUUCUUCUGCAGAAGGAUUUAUUCUAUGUACAUGACACUUUUUUGUUGUUGAUUUUUUGGAAACAAAUGAAAGCCUCUAGCACCCAAUUCCAACCUCCUUUGCUUGAUUAUUCUUUCAAACCUGUUGUAUGUUUGUGCUGUGCUACGCAAGGAAGCUAGUCUAGAUAUGAAAUCUCAUGUUGUCUCUGUAGCCAUUUUUAAAAAAAAUUAAUGAAAACUGGACAGUUUUUUUUUAAAAAAGAAAAUUGGUGGGGGUUGUUCAGAAGGCCUUUCCUCUUCCCUCUACCCCUCUUCUUUUUGUUUGGUUAGUCUUUCCGUUUGGUGUUUUGCAGCACAACACUUUUCUCCAGCAAGAAGAUCCAAGUGGAAAAGAUUUUCUCUGCCUCAUUCUAGGUUGUAGAAUGCAGCUGGUCCCCUUGUAGGAUCACAUCCUCCAAAAAUACAGUUGUUACCUUGAUAACUGUGACUGUGGCAUGCACUAUAUUAGCCCCUCCUCCCCAAAAUUGCAAAGAUGUAUGAACUGCCCUUUUUCAAAACAAAAUUCCUAGGGGUGGGGUGGGGGUUAGGUUACUGGGGAUUAUUAUUUUUUAACAUUGGGGAGGUAUCAAUCAGCCAGAAAUAAAAUGAGGAGGCAUUACAAACUUGACCUGGGACUCGAAAACUGUGAGCGCAAACUUCUUAACAUCUGUUCUGUUUUGGUUUCUGUUUGGUUAGUUUCAACAAAAUGAUGUGAUCUUAUUAGGGUUUCACUGUAUAUGCUCUGGAACUGGAUGGAGAUAUUUUUAAGUAAUUAAUGUUGUUAAAAUGUAUACUUGCUAUUCUGUAGGCUCUCUCUCCCUCCUUCCCUCCUACUCUGUAAUUGAAAACAAAAUUUAAAAAAAACCCUUACCUUCUCAAGGUAGAGGUGACUACAGAAAAGCAUACCAUGUAUAGUGAAACUCGCAAGUCUUGGGAUCUCUGUACAUUACACUCCCUUGUAGCUGGUCUUUGUUUUAUAUAAAAAGAAAAAAAAACUUCACUUCUGAUCUAUGUAUUUCAUAUUAUGUAAAAUAUUAUCUUCCCCUGGAUUUACCUACCUUUGUGCGGAUUCUUGAGAACAUUGUAUCUUGUUUCAGUGUUUUUUCUUACCUUGUAGUCUGGUUCUAAAAUUAAGCGAGGGAAAAGAAAAGUAAUUAUUAUACAUUGUAGUUUGUGUACGAUAUUUGUUGAUAAUGUUUUAUUAAAGGGAUGUCUUUUUUCCGCACCCCUUAACGAAAUGUUUUUGUUUUGUUUUGUUUUGGGGUUUUUUGGGAAACAUUGGCUUGUUUUUACUCUGACUGAAAAACAAAAACAAAAAAAGAUCCAACAACCACAGAUGGUAAGAUUUGACAAACUUUUUUUUAGUAUUCCAAUUUUUAAACAUGUUUGCCUUUUUUUAGGCAUUUUAACUGUGCUUUCUUUGUAGAAGGAUGAUAGUGGGGGGAAGGGGCAAGCAGUCAGUCUCACAGUUACAGUUAAGAUAAUAUUUAAAGGGGAAAAAAACACCAAACCAAGAUUUCUCCCAUUACUAAUACAGCACUCUUUCUAUUUUUUUUUAAGGGAUAACUGACAGGUUUCAUUGUAUUAAAAACUGAUAGCUAAAUUAUUGUCUUCAUUGGUUCAGGAUGGUUUUUGAAGGAUGAAUCCAGAUCCUCCUCUCUCUCUUCCCCCCAUGCUGUAAUAAAUAUAAACAUUUGAUUUCA
Messenger RNA from Sceloporus undulatus (fence lizard), 3155 nucleotides. It is a transcript of the gene SSBP3, whose product is annotated as single stranded DNA binding protein 3. The record is from RefSeq and is a predicted model, not a curated record. Gene Ontology annotation, molecular function: single-stranded DNA binding; protein binding. Bases 8 to 1198 code for a protein of 396 amino acids. Gene Ontology annotation, biological process: positive regulation of transcription by RNA polymerase II. Gene Ontology annotation, cellular component: nucleus. The transcript has 18 exons. NCBI's taxonomy places the organism in Eukaryota, Metazoa, Chordata, Lepidosauria, Squamata, Phrynosomatidae.